Messenger RNA from Pseudophryne corroboree (corroboree frog), 3182 nucleotides. It is a transcript of the gene ISYNA1, whose product is annotated as inositol-3-phosphate synthase 1. The transcript has 11 exons. The record is from RefSeq and is a predicted model, not a curated record. Gene Ontology annotation, molecular function: inositol-3-phosphate synthase activity. The coding region runs from base 341 to 1789 and encodes 482 amino acids. NCBI's taxonomy places the organism in Eukaryota, Metazoa, Chordata, Amphibia, Anura, Myobatrachidae. Gene Ontology annotation, cellular component: cytoplasm. Gene Ontology annotation, biological process: phospholipid biosynthetic process; inositol biosynthetic process.
UACAGGACACAGAACACUGUAUGACACUACAGGAAGCUACAGCUCAGCCGGCAUCCUCCUCUUCUCCUGCAAUCUCCUCUGUGACAGCUGCUGUUUAAACAUGGCAGAAAAAUUUAAGGUCGAAAGCCCAAAAGUGCAAUAUUUUAAGGAUGUUAUAGAAGCGGAGUAUGAUUAUGCUACUACACAAGUCUAUGAAGAAAACGGCGUUACCAAGGUCAAACCGUGUUCCACCAAGUUCACUUUCCGGACAGAGAGGAAAGUACCCAAACUUGGAGUCAUGCUGGUCGGCUAGGGUGGAAAUAAUGGAACCACAGUCACUGCAGCAGUUUUGGCCAAUCAAAUGGCUCUUUCAUGGAUGACUAAAACAGGAAAGAAGGUGGCAAAUUAUUAUGGAUCAUUGUUUCAGUCUUCCACAGUGUGUCUAGGUAGCGGGCCUAGUGGAGAUGUGCAUAUACCUUUUCGUAACCUCCUUCCUAUGGUACACCCUAAUGAUAUUGUCUUUGACGGUUGGGAUAUUUCCUCUUUGAACCUGGCUGAUGCCAUGAGAAGGGCAGAGGUUCUAGACUGGCAGCUCCAAGAACAGCUAAGACCUUUCAUGGAGAAGAUGCAGCCUAGGCCUUCCAUCUACAUUCCUGAAUUCAUUGCAGCCAAUCAGGAGGACAGAGCAGACCAUAUCAUCCAUGGUACUAAAGAUGAACAGGUUCAGAAAAUCCGUGAAGAUAUUCAGGAUUUUAAGAGAAGCAGUGGAGUUGACAAAGUUAUUGUGUUGUGGACCGCAAACACAGAACGAUUCUGUGAUGUGAUCCCAGGGAUUAAUGAUACUGCCGAUAACUUGCUAAAAUCUAUUAAGCUUGGACUUGAAGUGUCUCCCUCUACAAUGUUUGCAGUGGCCAGCAUCUUGGAAGGAUGUGCGUACAUUAAUGGGUCCCCUCAAAACACAUUUGUUCCUGGGGCAAUAGAACUGGCAAAGAGGCACUCUGUGUUUAUUGGAGGAGAUGACUUUAAAUCUGGACAGACCAAGAUUAAAUCAGUCCUGGUGGAUUUUCUAGUCAGUGCUGGCUUAAAGACUGUGUCCAUAGUGAGUUACAACCACCUUGGUAAUAAUGAUGGGAAGAACCUUUCUGCUCCUCAGCAGUUCCGCUCCAAGGAGAUCUCCAAAAGCAAUGUGGUGGAUGAUACGGUUCAGUCUAACCCUGUACUGUAUGGACCAAAUGAAAAACCAGACCACUGUGUGGUUAUAAAAUAUGUCCCAUAUGUGGGAGACAGUAAGAGAGCAAUGGAUGAGUAUAUGUCCGAAAUCAUGAUGGGGGGAACCAACACCAUUGUUAUUCACAACACCUGUGAGGACUCCCUGCUUGCUAGUCCUAUUAUCCUAGACUUGGUGAUGCUCACUGAAAUUUGCCAAAGAAUAACUUUCUGCACUGAGAGAGACCAAGACUACCAGAGCUUCCACAGUGUGCUGUCCAUUCUCAGCUUCCUCUGUAAAGCCCCGCUUGUGCCAGAGGGAACUCCUGUAGUGAAUGCUCUAUUCAGACAGAGAAACUGCAUUGAGAACAUCUUCAGGGCUUGCUUGGGUCUGGCUCCGCAAAAUCAUAUGAUGCUUGAGCACAAAAUGCAAAGAAGUUUCUUCAGCUUCAAAAGACCCAGCAUGUUUGUGACCCCUCAUCCUGUGUCCAGCAAGAAGGGGUUGGGCAAGGUUAAUGGCUUUCAUCACCAAGACAUCAGCAAUGGCCACUACAAUGGACUGGAGCAAACUGUGACUAACAGUGACACAGACAUAGAGAACUAGCUUUGGUGCAUGUCCCUGACUCCCUUAUAGAAAGCUCUUUUAUGGACCCUUUUUAAGGAAACCACUGUAGACGUCUGGAGUUCACACUACAACCAUUACAAUGAUGUCUCUUGCUCUCGGCAGACCCUCUAACCUUUUGCUGUGUAUGAGGUGUCUACAGUAGAACUGAAUUUCUUGCACUGAUAUUUAGAUGAUCAUCCAUCUAUUAUGUUAAUAGUGUCGUUUUGUAGUAAUAAAAUGAGCUUCAGACAACAAGCUCAUUUCACUGUUUUUAUUGGAUAAUACAGGUUGAGUAUCCCAUAUCCAAAUAUUCCAAAAUAUGGAAUACUCAGAAAUACAGAUUUUUUUCAGAGUGAGAUAGUGAAACCUUUGUUUUCUGAUGGCGCAAUGUACACAAACUUUGUUUAAUACACAAAGUUAUUAAAAAUAUUGUAUAAAAUGACCUUCAGGCUGUGUGCAUAAGGUGUAUAUGAAACAUAAAUGAAUUGUGUGAAUGUACACACACUUUGUUUAAUGCACACAGUUAUUAAAAAUAUUGGCUAAAAUGACCUUCAGGCUGUGUAUAAGGUGUAUAUGAAACAUAAAUGUAUUCUGUGCUUAAUCUUGGGUCCCAUCGCUAUGAUAUCUCAUUAUGGUAUGCAAUUAUUCCAAGUUACGGAAAAAUCCGAUAUCCAAAAUACUUCUGGUCCCAAGCAUUUUGGAUAAGGGAUACUCAACCUGUAGUGAUUUAUUUGGGUCAGUGUAAUCCAUAGCCACCUAAUUUACAUUGUGCUAAUGAUGCCUCAGCAUUUAUGCAAUUUACACCUUAAAUGGGGCCAUGUGUAGUUAAUUAAUGACAAAUUAGACAUAAACACAGAUUACAUACUAGCUUCUUUUGUAGGUUAGACUAGCAGGAUGUGUUUUGUUUUUUGGGGAGAGAUUAAGAGUUAUAGAUUUAUAAUUUAAUUCCUAUAAAACCUGAACAUUUUAACUGCUCUAACAUUCUCAUGUUUGUGUGUUUCGAAAACUACUCCUGUACGGAUGGUAUAAUGGUUAGCAUUACUGCCUCACAGCACUGAGGUCAUGGGUUCGAUUACCACCAUGGCUCUAACUGUGUGGAGUUUGUACAUUCUCCCUGUACUUGCAUGAGUUUCCUCCGGGUACCCCGGUUUCCUCCCACAAUCCAAAUCUAUUCUGGAAGGUUAAUUGGAUCCCAAUAAAAUUAACCCUAGUGUGAAUGUGUGUGCGUGUACAUGUAUGUGGUAGGGAAUAUAGAGCUUUAAGCUCCACUGGGGCAGGGACUGAUGUGAAUGGCCAAAUAUUCUCUGUAAAGCGCUGCAGAAUAUGUGUGCGCUUUAUAAAUAACUGGUAAUAAAUAAAAAUACAUUUUCUACAUUUUUUUUCAGGAUUUUCA